Molecule: messenger RNA, 671 nt
Organism: Xenopus laevis (African clawed frog)
Lineage: Eukaryota; Metazoa; Chordata; Amphibia; Anura; Pipidae
Gene: dynlrb2.S
Product: dynein light chain roadblock-type 2 S homeolog
Exons: 4
Coding region: 176-466 (96 amino acids)
Biological process (GO): microtubule-based movement
Cellular component (GO): cytoplasmic dynein complex; cytoskeleton; cytoplasm
Molecular function (GO): dynein intermediate chain binding
Source: RefSeq, a predicted model, not a curated record
AAUCAUAGCACUUAUUUUGCAUCCCCAAGGACUUUAUACAUAUUGUGUUGCUCCCCAAUUUGUUUUACAUUUCAGUGUGGCCCGUGGGUAAAAUAGUUUGGGCACCUCUGACUAGUGGCGUAACUAGUGUGAAAGCAGGGGAUGUGAUUGCAGCCAAACCCGCUCAAUAGUGAGCAUGGCAGAAGUUGAGGAAACUCUAAAGAGGAUCCAGUCCCACAAAGGAGUAAUUGGAACUAUAGUCGUGAAUGCAGAAGGAAUUCCAAUAAGAACAACAUUAGAUAACUCCACUACAGUGCAAUAUGCUGGUCUCCUGCACCAGCUGUCAAUGAAAGCCAAAAGCACAGUGAGAGAUAUUGACCCUCAAAAUGACUUAACUUUUCUCAGGAUUCGAUCAAAGAAGCAUGAGAUAAUGGUUGCUCCAGACAAAGAAUAUCUUUUGAUUGUCAUCCAGAAUCCAUCAGAAUAGGACACUAUGGAAACAUACACAAUUUUGAAACUGACCCUCACCCUUUGGAAAUAAUAGCAUUUUUAAGUUAUUUUGCAUGUACAGAAAUUGCUAUUGUAGUAUUUGAACAGUUCACUACAUGCAUGCAGUUGUUGAAUUGCUUACAAUGUGUAAUUACAGACGUUGCAUAUGAUACAAUGUUAAUAAAAUAUUUAUAGCCAUUGGA